This is a messenger RNA of Zonotrichia albicollis (white-throated sparrow), 777 nucleotides long. Lineage: Eukaryota; Metazoa; Chordata; Aves; Passeriformes; Passerellidae. The record is from RefSeq and is a predicted model, not a curated record.
AUGGCGCCGCAGCGCGCGCAUGCGCACAGCAGGCCGGCAUCCCCCUCCCUCCCGCCUGCCCGUCACGUGCCCGCGCCGAGCGCAGGGCCCGGUGACCGGCCCGGCCCGGCCCGCGCAGCACCGCGCGCGCGGGGAAGCUUCUCGAACGGGCGCGCUCGCGCAUCGCUCGCGCACCGGCGGCCGUCGAAAGCCCCGGUCGCGCGGCUCCGCCUCCCUCCGCGCAGGGAGUGCGCGCGAGGCCCGCGGCGCACGGCGCCCCCCGGCGGGUCGAGCGGGGCGGCGCCGCCCCGCCAUCCCCGUGCCCAGGGCAGCGGCCACCUCCUCCGGGAAAGGAGCACCGCUCCCUGCGCCGUCAACGCGCACCGCGCCUCUCCACACUUGGCAGCGCUGCCGCCGGCAGGAACCGGCCACCUCCCGCGGAAACCCUCAGCUGAGGAAGCAACGCAGUCAGCGCUAUUUCCAUCGUCUGAGCAAGUUCUCGCUGACCGGCCAAAGCGCGGCUCAGACUGUGACCACGGCAGCUGCGGUGCCUGUGGGAGGGCAGACACAGACCCGUCACACCGCGCCCCGAGCCGGGCCCUGGGCGGUGUUACCGAGGCGCUGACAAACGGAGAGCCCGGGCUCAGCCCAGCCCAGGCACGGCCUCGACAGAGCUCCUGGGCCGCGCAGCUGCCGCCCCAUGCCCAGCCUGGCAGGCCUUCACAGACACCAAGGGAAUUAAUUACAUGUUAUAAACCAGGCACUUCUGACAAUAAGCCCACUAAAACACAAUUCUGA